Messenger RNA from Eremothecium gossypii ATCC 10895, 3066 nucleotides. RefSeq names its product chitin synthase I (gene CHS1). NCBI's taxonomy places the organism in Eukaryota, Fungi, Ascomycota, Saccharomycetes, Saccharomycetales, Saccharomycetaceae. The coding region runs from base 1 to 3066 and encodes 1021 amino acids. The transcript has a single exon. The record is from RefSeq and is marked provisional. Gene Ontology annotation, molecular function: chitin synthase activity. Gene Ontology annotation, cellular component: cell periphery; cell septum.
AUGGAGCACGGUUUCGCGGGUAACUUCAGCAAUUUCCAAAGAGGGUCCCCGCGCAGGCCGUACACAGCUGCCAGCGGCGGCGGCGAGGAAGAACAAGUCCAGCAGGGGCUGGAAGCGAGCCGUGGCGGUGAAACUGCACAACUUCAUCGGGAUGGUACCGCUUACCCGCCUGUGUUCAGCGUGCCGCCGCAGGCAGCUAGGCUCGGCGGCUAUGGCGUAGGCAACGGACUAAGAUCACAGCCUGCGAUUGGCAUUCCACAGGCAACGUCAAGAAACGACGUACUUGGCGCGCAUGGCGCGCAAGUGUACAGUAACGUAGUGCCGUAUAACGACGAUGAGUUCUACGAAGACGUCGGCCGUGUCAGUUAUGUCCACGAUAACAGUGCCAAUCAGAACCACUAUUACGAGCACAAAGAGACGGUACCAAUGCUGGAGGAAAAGAGCGCACCAUAUACACUGAGUGUAGUAGAGGACAGCCAGCAGUCUACUGGACUGCAGCUGACUGAUACUGAAAGGCAGGAAGGCUACAUUGACCAGCGCGGGGAUGAAUAUCAGAUUAUUUCGUACUUGGAUAGUCAGGGUGACACUGUGAAUCCGUAUGGAAGCGGGCACAUAAUGUCAGCACGCACCGAUGUGGACCCAAUGUACCGAUCCGCAGAUACACCGGAAGCUUAUUUUUCCACGAGCGGCAGUGAUCUCUCGCGUAGCGGCCUAAUCGGCAGUACUCCGGUUCCGAAGGGUUCUGGCGACUGCAGCGAUCUCAGCUCAGAACGGCUUCUGAGUGGUUUACCGCAGUCGAAACAGCCUAAAAAUCGCAUUGUAUUACGAAAGUUCAAGCUAUAUCGAGGAAACUUUAUCUUUGAUUGUCCAGUCAGUGAACAGCUAGUGUCGCAGUACGCACGUGGCAUGAGAGAAGAUUACCUCACGAACGAAUACAAAUUCAUGCGAUAUCAGGCUGUCACCUGUGAGCCAGCUGAGUUUCAGCUAAAGAACUUUACCGUGAGACAAUUAAAAUACGCUGUACCGCGUAGGACAGAAAUCAUGAUCGUGAUAACGAUGUACAACGAAAACGACAUAUUAUUGGCACGGACAUUAAAAGGCGUCAUGGACAACAUAAAAUAUUUCACUCGACGGAAGCGUUCUGAUAUUUGGGGCCCCGAUGCCUGGAAACGGAUAUGUGUCUGUGUUGUUUCGGAUGGGCGUGAGGCGAUCAACCCGCGAUCAUUGGCAUUAAUGAGUGCGUUAGGAUGCUACCAGGACGGCUUCGCCAAGGACGAGAUUAAUGGCAAGAAAGUCGUGGCCCACGUAUACGAGCACACUACCAAAAUAAAUAUCACUAAAGUGUCUCGGUCAAAGGUGCACUUAGCAUGCGGCGAUAAUACGGUACCUGUUCAAUUAUUAUUCUGUUUAAAGGAAAAGAACCAGAAAAAGAUCAAUUCUCAUCGCUGGGCCUUUGAAGCAUUGGCUCCGGUUGUGCAGCCAGAGAUUGUAACAUUAUUGGAUGCCGGGACACUACCAGGUAAAGACUCCAUAUAUCAGCUCUGGAAGGAGUUUCUUGACCCGAACAUUGGCGGAGCAUGUGGAGAGAUAAGGACAGAUUUAGGACCGGGGUAUUCUAAGCUCUUAAAUCCGCUUGUAGCAUCACAGAAUUUUGAAUACAAAAUGUCGAAUAUAUUGGACAAGACGACCGAAUCAAAUUUCGGUUUUAUUAGCGUCUUGCCAGGAGCCUUUUCAGCGUACCGCUAUGCUGCUCUCGAGGGAGAGCCAUUGCGGAAAUACUUUAUGGGUGAGAACUUAAACAGUACUGUAUUCCUCUCGAACAUGUACUUAGCAGAGGACAGAAUCCUAUGUUUUGAAAUAGUUAUAAAGAAGAAUGCCCGAUGGUUAUUAAGGUACAGCAGAGCCUCAUAUGCUGCAACAGAUGUUCCUGAUCGCAUCCCGGAAUUCAUAUUACAGCGUAGACGUUGGUUGAACGGGUCCUUCUUUGCUGCUCUGUAUUCCUUUGUGCAUUUCUACAAGAUAUGGUCCAGCGGACACACUAUUUUCCGAAAAUUGUUACUAACAGUAGAAUUUUUCUAUCUUUUUAUCACAAUGCUAAUUGCUUGGUUCUCAUUGAGUUCCUUCUUCCUCGUGUUUCGGAUCUUGACUUUGUCACUCACUAUAUCAUAUCCCGAAUACUCAGCGUUUAGAUAUUUAUCCGUAAUAUUCCUUUGGUUGUACGGUAUCACCAUUUUGAUCACAUUUAUUCUAUCAUUGGGUAACAAGCCCAAAGGGACUCCAAAGUUUUAUCUUACCACAUUUAUCUUCUUUGCCAUAUUGAUGAUAUAUAUGAUGUUUUGCGCAUUAUACAUGUCAGUGAGUACCAUAAAAACCAUGGUUAUCGAAAAUAAAGUGUCAUUCCAGGCACUUCUUAAGAGUGGUAGUUUCAAGGAUAUUGUUAUUUCUAUGUCAUCGACUUAUUGCCUGUACAUUCUGUCGUCAAUAGUCUAUCUGCACCCGAUGCAUAUGCUGACCUCCUUCAUUCAAUAUGUGUUACUAAGUCCCUCCUACAUUAACAUCCUCAAUAUCUAUGCUUUUUGCAAUGUUCAUGACAUAUCUUGGGGGACAAAAGGCUCGCAGCCCAAGCCUUUGGGCAAACUUGAGUCCAAGGCAGAUGGUACAGUGCGCAUGGAGAUACCAGUCUCCGCAAGGGAAAUAGACUACAACUAUAACAAGUAUCUGGACAUACUUCAAAAUCCAGAGAGAGGCAUGGAUGAUUCGAUCCCCUCAUUUGAGGAGCAGAAAACCUCGUAUCUAGCCGCCGUGAGGUCGCUAGUCAUCAUAUUCUGGAUUAUAUCUAAUUUCGUCAUCAUAGCGCUCGUUUUAGAGACGGGCGGCAUUGGCCAAUACCAGUACUUAAAAGCUGCAGAUGAGGACGAGCCAGACACUAUUGCGAUUCUAUCCAGUAAUGCCACUGUGUACUUCUCUGCGAUCCUAUGGUUAGUGGCUAUUAUGGCCGCUAUUAGAUUCGUCGGAUGUUGUAUCUACAUGAUCAAGCGCGUAUCUCGUAGAUUCAGACGCAAUUAA